CGUCUCUCCUUCCUUCUUGGAAGAAAAAGAAAGAGGAGGGCCUUCAUUGGUUAGAGUGGGAGUCGCGUUGCAUGACGUCAUAUCUGCGAGCAGCGAAGAAAACCGGGUAGUCGGGGCUUUGGAGAGGAGAUGGAAAAAAUUUGCAGCUGUGAACUGUAGUGGCAGGUAGCGGCGCUUGAGUGACAAGAAUAGGAUCGACUAUGGUCGUGUUUGGUUUAACCGUCAUUCGGCAUGGGGAAACAAGAUACAACAAAGAGAAGAUACUGCAAGGACAAGGUAUAGAUGAGCCCCUCUCUGAGACUGGCUUCCGACAAGCCAGCGCUGUUGGAUUAUAUCUCAGUAAUGUAAAAUUUACUCAUAUCUUCACAAGUGAUCUCCUUCGGGCAAAACAGACUACAACCUUGAUUCUAAGAAACAAUCAGUUCUGCAAAGAGGCUGCUGUAAAAUACGAUGCACGACUUCGAGAGCGGAAAUAUGGAGUGGCAGAAGGGAGGCCUCUGAGUGAUCUCAAGGCAAUGGCAAAAGCUGCGGGGGAGCAGUGUCCCUCUUUUACACCAUCUGGGGGAGAAACACUAGAUGAAGUAAAAGCACGUGUCAAGGAUUUUUUUGAAUAUCUUUGCUGUUGUGUUGCCCAAGAAGCAUGUCCAGAAAAGAAAGUUACCACAAAGACCGAAGGAAGUGGCACAGAAAUGGCAAAUGGAAGUUCUACCACCUCACUGACAAACCACCACAGCGGACUGGAAUUUCAUUCUGAUAGAGCUGCUGAAGUGCUUGAUGCCAACAUACUGGUUGUGAGUCAUGGGGCAUACAUGAGAAACUGGAUUGGCUAUUUCAUUUCAGAUCUAGCAUGCACUUUGCCAGCCACUUUGACAAAGACUGAACUAUCUUCUGUUAGCCCCAAUACAGGAAUUAGUCAGUUCAGUAUAAAACUAGAGAUGAGAGAGAAAAUUACACCAGAAAUCUGCUGUGUUUGUCUUAAUAGAGAUGAUCAUUUAGGUGACAUGAUAGCUGAAAACAUGGAACUCUGAAACUCUAGAAGUACAAAGUGUAUAUAUGCAGUCUGUAAAAGGCAAACACAAUUUGGGUUGGUCUUUCACACUCUGAUCCACUUCCUGUGUAGCUUGGAAAAAUUUGGUAAUGUGGCUCUGAGCAUACGGUAAGUGGUGGCGACACCUGCCAUUUCCAAAGUUGGAGAAUUACAUUUUUGUAUGUUUGUUAGUGUUCUUCUCACUUUGCUUCUUUCUUGUGUUAAUAAUUUCUACAGAGAAUAUAACCUAUAACUUAUAUUUCUCUCAUUAUUCAUCCUAGAAAUCUGUGUCAAAUUUACUUUUCUUAAUUUCAAAGCCUUUGUAUCGGUCAAUGUCAUAUGAUGGUGAAGACAGCCUUUUGUGUUUCAAACUGGAGGUUAUGUUCUAUUUUUAUUUUGGGUGCAUUAACAUGGGAUCAGUGGGAUUUACUCCCCUGCAAUCAUGCUUAGGAGAGGUGAAACUGAC
Messenger RNA from Rhineura floridana, 1493 nucleotides. It is a transcript of the gene TIGAR, whose product is annotated as TP53 induced glycolysis regulatory phosphatase. Gene Ontology annotation, cellular component: cytosol. Gene Ontology annotation, biological process: regulation of pentose-phosphate shunt; negative regulation of glycolytic process; fructose 1,6-bisphosphate metabolic process. The transcript has 6 exons. Lineage: Eukaryota; Metazoa; Chordata; Lepidosauria; Squamata; Rhineuridae. The record is from RefSeq and is a predicted model, not a curated record. Gene Ontology annotation, molecular function: fructose-2,6-bisphosphate 2-phosphatase activity. The coding region runs from base 201 to 1028 and encodes 275 amino acids.